This is a messenger RNA of Saprolegnia parasitica CBS 223.65, 570 nucleotides long. RefSeq lists its product as hypothetical. The transcript is spliced from 5 exons. The record is from RefSeq and is a predicted model, not a curated record. NCBI's taxonomy places the organism in Eukaryota, Oomycota, Saprolegniomycetes, Saprolegniales, Saprolegniaceae. Bases 1 to 570 code for a protein of 189 amino acids.
AUGAGCGCGCUGUACUUGGAGUUGCCGCCGACAGGUGCCGAGUCAGCCAAGGUCGUGAUUCGCAUCGACCCGAUGCAGGUACUGCUGGGCCUCAGCUCUGGUGAUCUCUCGGAAAUGGCUGUGCCCGGCAUUUACGUGCCGCUGGACUUUCUCGAGUCGCUCGACACGAACGUCUCGGUACACGACGCGUGGGAGAAGGCGCAGCUGCAGGAGGCGCGCGAGUGCGCGGAUAUCACCAACCAAGACAUUGUGACGCAGAUCUCGCUGACGUACCCCGUCGUCUUCAGCUCCACGAUGGGCUUCAUCGCGGGCUAUGCUCUCAAGCACAUUGGCCACAUCAUUGGCGUCCUCGGCAUUGCAGCCAUCGCGUCCUCCGAGGGCCUCUACUUUGCGCUCCACGCGCUGGUCGCGGCACCACCGCCAACGUCGACGGCGCUGAGUGUCGUCGAGAUCUGGGACGACUUGACCAAAAGCUUCCGAAAAGAGAAGCGGCCACGCCGGCCACCGCCGCGCGUGCUCUCACCAGGGGGCUUCCUCGUCGGGCUGAUACUCGGGCUGCGGCACCGGUAG